This is a messenger RNA of Notodromas monacha, 4647 nucleotides long. The record is from the annotation of a GenBank genome assembly. NCBI's taxonomy places the organism in Eukaryota, Metazoa, Arthropoda, Ostracoda, Podocopida, Cyprididae.
GUGUACUGUACAUGGGAAUGUGAUUCACUGCAAAUCUCAUUGAUAAGUUUCCAAUGUUGACCAUGAUGGAAGCCCCCUCUUAAGGUGAUCUUGAAUGGGCGCCCUUUGGGAUGACCGUGCCGCGAAUGUGAGCUAUUGUGCUGGAAGAAAUUCACUCCUGCCAUUCGGGUUCUUCCGCGAUAGCUGAGCAAUGAGCACUCGUGUAGUUGCAGUGCUUGACCCGUCUGAGGCAUCUUUCGAUUGUUUUGCGUGGCAAUUUUUCGUGUUGUGUUUGCGGCGUGUAUCCGAAUAUCGAGAUGCAUAUUUGGAAUUCGUUACAAAGCCAGACACUAGUGUCCUUUCUUCGCCGAUCAAGACGAAGAUUUCAUGGUCUCGGAUGGUGUUCUGGAUUCAACAAGCUAGAUCUUUCAUGGAGAGCAGGCCUGAGGCCUCAGAAAUAAAAGUUCCAUGGGCAAAGCGCUUCCGAAGUCUACUGCAAAAUGUGUUAAUUCAAUUCGACUGGAAUGAUCACGAAAAUCCGUGUGAUGCUGAGAAAUUGUUGGCCGUGUUUACCUCCUUGCCUGAGAAAGAAGCCGUUUUCAUGGAUGGGAGCAUUAAAGAGAAGCUUCUUGAGCAUGGGAUUAAGCUAGUCAUUUUCAACUUGGGAGCCCGCGAAGAAGCAAGAAAACCACGCUAUCUAGCGAACUUUCUGGCGAGUGUUUCGGGAUGCACGUGUAAUCUUUCGUCCGGUGUUUGGAAUGAUUUUCCGGAACUUGAAUCUCAUGUGGAGGAUACGGAUGCGGAGCCCCAGGAGCUUGGCUUGGAGAGCGCGGACAUGUACCUUGAUAUUCAACUAUCAGCUCAAGAUACCGACAAGCAAGGGACUCAAGAAGUAGUUUUGCGUACUGUUGAUGAAAAAUUCACGGAGACGUGUCUCGUAGGAACGAUGGAAACCAUACGUAAUGAAAAGCUUGAAGAUGAGUGCAGUUGGAUCUGCUUAUCACCGUACGUCGACAAUUCAGAAUGGGCAUUGAUGAGCCGGACAGAAAUGAGCUGUGCCUGGAAAUUCUCUUUUCCGCCGUCCCAAACAAUUUGGCAUUGCGAAUAUUCGAAGCAGCUCGUCUUGGCUGGUGGAAAUCUUUGGAUUUUUACCUCCAUUCCAACGAAUGACGUCGCCUGCGUCUCCGGUGUUGCUGUUCCCGUAAAAAAGAAUGAGAUUCCGAUUCUGCUAUUCAAGGCAAUGGGCGCUCGUAUGGGCGAAGAUACUUCAAAGAGGUCGAAGGCUGUGAGCGCCGUUCCCAUGGACUCAUUCGUCAACGUUUGCAUUCAGCAUCUUGCAAAGAUUGAAGUUAAGCCGAAAACACACCCUAAAGUUGAUAAACUCUUCCAAAAAAGAUUCCGCCAGGGUGAAGUUGUUGCUUCGUCGAGGGAGCCCGUAAGUAGAAAAGAAGCAAUUAUAUGCAAUGCCGAAGCCACUAUCAAGCUGAAAAUACAGAAACGAUUGGAAAAAGUGCGUGGGUUACCAAGGAAUAACGCGUCCAAGGUGGAACAGAUCGAUGGGAAGAUCAGCGGAACUAGUUCGAAAGAAGUUCACGCAGACGACAUUGGAAAAUAUCUAGAAAGAAUUAAAUCGAAGGCAUUCAAACUGAGCUCCAAUAUAGAGCUAUAUAAUGCUAGUAGGAAAACAAUUUUCUGGCUCUGCAAAGUGUUCAAGCGGACCUGUCCGGACUCUAGCUCUGCAAGGGUGGCGGUUUUGCAAGCAAUGUCCUCCUGUGUGCUUAGAGAUAUAAAUCAAGUUUGCUCUCUGAAUGGGAAUGUCCGAGCAAUGGAGCUGAAAUUUCAAACCCUAAUUCGACUCGAAGCCAUGUCCUUGGUGGUUAAAAAAUCCGAUCGAGUAACGCAUGGUAAACUGACUGCCGAGGUCUCAGAACUUCUUUCGAAACUCACGCUGAACGCAGAUUGCUGCUCUCAUAUCAAACCGUUCAUGACUGAAGUUUUAGUGAAAAGAUUCAAGCGUCGCCAUGGAAAGUUGAUCGCCGAAUUAUGCGCUCAAUUCAACGUUCCAGUGCCGGUGGAGUUGGAAGGGUUUUUGUCUCCCGUUACCGAAGAUGAAAUGAGUCUUCAAGCAGAUGAGGAUUCGUCGGAAACUAGUCGAGAUUCUUCUCAACAUCCUCAAGAUUCGGAAGAGGUGGCAAAUGGGAAAAGAAAAGAUAGACCACAAGCCUUCAAGAGCAUUGUUGUUCCCAAGGCUUCUGUGAAAACUAGAGACAAGCCGUGCACAGUUCGAAAACCUGACCCUGUGUUCGUUCGGGCAAAGCGGGGUCGUGAUUUGGAUGUACUAUCUCGUGGGUCUCCUCGUACUCCAGAAAACGUGAAGCGUCGACGUUUCAGCGCCACUCCUUCGCCACGAGGUGCCUUUUCUGUGGGACUUCGCGUGCGGACGCCGCAAUCGGUUGCAAUGCCAGUGGCAGUUCCGGAUACUCCGGAAUCGGUUGCUGAUUAUGAAGACGAUCACGUUGUGGUCGGUACUCCACGUGUUGGGACUCAAACGGCGAGACAAUUGCGUUUCCGAUCUCAAGUGCACGUGACUCCGAGCACUCCGAUUCUGUUCGANCCGUUCAUGACUGAAGUUUUAGUGAAAAGAUUCAAGCGUCGCCAUGGAAAGUUGAUCGCCGAAUUAUGCGCUCAAUUCAACGUUCCAGUGCCGGUGGAGUUGGAAGGGUUUUUGUCUCCCGUUACCGAAGAUGAAAUGAGUCUUCAAGCAGAUGAGGAUUCGUCGGAAACUAGUCGAGAUUCUUCUCAACAUCCUCAAGAUUCGGAAGAGGUGGCAAAUGGGAAAAGAAAAGAUAGACCACAAGCCUUCAAGAGCAUUGUUGUUCCCAAGGCUUCUGUGAAAACUAGAGGGAAAAAGAAGCCUACGCAAGAAAACAGUGAAGAGAACAGCGAAGACGGUGUGAGCGUGAGAAGGAAUCUGUUCGGCACGUGUCAAGCUAUUGUUGCGUCGUUUCAAUUAGGUGCCUUUUCUGUGGGACUUCGCGUGCGGACGCCGCAAUCGGUUGCAAUGCCAGUGGCAGUUCCGGAUACUCCGGAAUCGGUUGCUGAUUAUGAAGACGAUCACGUUGUGGUCGGUACUCCACGUGUUGGGACUCAAACGGCGAGACAAUUGCGUUUCCGAUCUCAAGUGCACGUGACUCCGAGCACUCCGAUUCUGUUCGACGAUGACGGGAGCACGUUGUCCCCGAACGUGUGCAAAAAAAUUGAUCGAAGCGACAGUGAUUGUUCGGUUCCUUCUCCGGUUGGACCCCCUGUGUGGGGAAGCCCGCUUGUACAAGACUGUGACGCUUUGCCUUCGCCCGCGCUGAAGGAUUUUUACACCGUGGUUCGGCGGGAAAGUUCUCGUUUCCGAAUUGAAAGUCCGGCCAGAUCUCCGGUCAUUGACGACCCCGACGCUGUCAUAAUGCCGCCACCGACUUGGACCCCGCGUCGGAAUCCUUCAACGGGAAAGAAGAGAAAUCAACGCAUUGAGGGGAACAGAACUCCUGAACAACCAGAUCUCCGUGGCUCUAAUAGUCCAGUCAGAGCAUGUCUUCGUGGUAUUCUAUCACCCGUGAAUUCGAAACUGCAUUCUCCGUCGCCCAACGAGCGUUCUGGUUCAAUGCGACUGGGAAUGCGACGGAGACUGUUACUCUCUACUGCAAAUGAAGCUGGAGCACCCAAUUCAGAGUCUACAUGAGCUCCUGUAUGUCAAGCAUAAACCACGAAACUGCAUCCAUGUUGUCUCAAAACUUUGACCUAGUCAUGGAAAAGCACAAUUUCUGAACGCCUCGUGUAAGAGACGCCAUGCUCCGGAAAUUAUUCUGAAUAAGUUUUGAAAGAACGUAUUGUAUUUCGAAUGUAGGACUACCAACUAAAAAUCUGAAUCCUGAAAUAUUCUUUAACAUGCACCAGACACGGGCGAUAAAGUUAUAGACGAGACAGGAUAACAGCCGUAAUCAAUCUUAGUACGGAGGUCACUAUCGGAAAAUAUUUUUUUCCGGUGCUGACUGUUGAAGCUAUUCAGUCUACUUGCUUAUCGAUUCACAUGAAAAGGAAAUGAGACCUGGAAAAACUUGGUUGAAUAAUUUUUAAAAGAAGAAAAAUUCUGCUUAUGAAAAUGGGUCGGCACAGCAUGGGUGCCUUUUUUAAGUUUAUAUUGCCAAUUGACAGUCACAUAUGUUUUUUUUCUGUUGAUUCUUCGUGGAUCAAAGCUGGGAUCCGAGGCAUGAAUUGUGCAGCUCGUAAGCAGUCACCUGAAGCUCGAGGCUGUUUUGCGAAGAAGUUGCUUUGCGGAUGGGCUAUUAACCGUAGCUGUCUUGGUUUCGCGUGCAUUUCAUGCAUAAGCCGUUGAGAGCUUCCUCCAAAUCCUGCUUCUGAUUCAACAUUUUCUGUAGUUAUGAAAUUCGAAUCAAGAUUCAUUGGUUCGCUGAGUGGAGAAAACGCUUUUAAAAUAGGAACUUGGUCAUGUGCUGCUGAUGCAGUCGUUUCAGGAUCCGUCUGCACUCUAGUAUCUUGGGAAAUCAAGUACGGUAAUUGUCGUGUGUGCUGAUAUCCAACCUGUGCUAUUUCGGAUUCCUUUAAUUGUAUUCCCCGUCAUGAUCUGCUUUUGAAGCCGUUAUACUAUUUGUGCCG